CUGCAGAGUUGGCGGAGGCUCCUCUGGGGACUUGGAGACCGAUCUGCGUAGAAGCGGGUGGCGGGGCAGAAAGGGGAGGAGAGCUCAGAGUGGGAAGCGGACCCCGGGGCCUGGGACCCGUCGCGUCAGAGCCAGGCAACUGAACCGGAGCAAACGACUUCCGAUCCAGUCCGCGCUGCUUGCUCCCGUUUGGGAUUUGAUUUGCAGCAUCUUCCAGCCUGUGCAACAAAAACCCGCGAAGCACGCCCAGCCCUCCCCCUGCACCCCGAUACGCACCCACUCCCUCCCGGGGGAUACAGCUGGGCGCGUCCACACCCCCACGCCCCCCACACCAUGUUGUGCGGAAGGACUUCCACUCCCUGCCUGUGUCGUUGAUGUCAGACCCCAGACCAGCCUCCGGGCGCUGCAGUUCUCCCGGCUAAUGCUGAGGCUGCGGCUCCGGCUCUAGCGCAGGAACCAGAGGCUGCCGCGCCCGGCCCCAGCGCCCACCGUCUGCAUGUGCCCGCCGUAGCCGCCUGCCCAUUCCGCAGCCCGCAGCCUGCGCUCCCCGGAGCGCUGGAGACCACCGCGGGGGGCCCCUUCAGCCCUCGAGAGAAGCGGUCUUGGAGGUAUUGAUUUCGGUGGUUGGAUUUCCCCCCGUGGAUCUAUAAAUUCACCAUUUGAAUUUGGAAGAAAGAAGGAAAAAUGACGUCUCCGGCCAAAUUCAAAAAGGAUAAGGAGAUCAUAGCAGAGUAUGACACUCAGGUCAAAGAGAUCCGUGCUCAGCUCACAGAGCAAAUGAAAUGCCUGGACCAGCAGUGUGAGCUUCGGGUGCAGUUGUUGCAGGAUCUCCAGGACUUCUUCCGGAAAAAGGCUGAAAUCGAGAUGGAUUACUCCCGCAACCUGGAAAAGCUGGCAGAGCGCUUCCUAGCCAAGACACGCAGCACCAAGGACCAGCAAUUCAAGAAGGAUCAGAAUGUUCUCUCUCCAGUCAACUGCUGGAAUCUCCUCCUAAACCAGGUGAAGCGAGAGAGCAGGGACCACACCACACUGAGUGACAUCUACCUGAAUAAUAUCAUUCCCCGAUUUGUCCAAGUCAGUGAAGACUCAGGAAGACUCUUUAAGAAGAGUAAAGAAGUUGGCCAGCAGCUCCAAGACGAUCUGAUGAAGGUCCUGAAUGAGCUCUACUCGGUCAUGAAGACGUAUCACAUGUACAACGCUGACAGCAUCAGUGCCCAGAGCAAGCUCAAGGAGGCGGAGAAGCAAGAGGAGAAGCAGAUUGGCAAAUCCGUGAAACAGGAGGAUCGGCAGACACCACGCUCCCCUGACUCCACGUCCAAUGUUCGCAUUGAGGAAAAGCACGUGCGGAGGAGCUCAGUGAAGAAGAUCGAGAAAAUGAAGGAGAAGCGCCAAGCCAAGUACACCGAGAAUAAACUGAAGGCCAUCAAAGCCCGGAAUGAGUACUUACUGGCUUUGGAGGCAACCAAUGCAUCUGUCUUCAAGUACUACAUCCAUGACCUCUCUGACCUUAUUGAUCAGUGUUGUGAUUUAGGCUACCAUGCUAGCCUCAACCGGGCGCUCCGUACCUUUCUUUCUGCUGAGUUGAAUCUGGAACAGUCAAAGCACGAGGGUCUGGACGCCAUCGAGAACGCUGUAGAAAAUCUGGAUGCCACCAGUGACAAGCAACGCCUCAUGGAGAUGUACAACAAUGUCUUCUGCCCACCCAUGAAGUUUGAGUUCCAGCCUCACAUGGGGGACAUGGCGUCCCAGCUCUGUGCCCAGCAACCUGUUCAGAGCGAGCUGGUACAGAGAUGCCAGCAGUUGCAGUCUCGUUUAUCCACCCUGAAGAUUGAGAAUGAAGAGGUAAAGAAAACAAUGGAGGCCACUCUGCAGACUAUUCAGGACAUCGUGACAGUGGAGGAUUUUGAUGUGUCUGACUGCUUCCAGUACAGCAACUCUAUGGAGUCGGUGAAGUCCACAGUCUCAGAAACUUUCAUGAGCAAGCCCAGCAUCGCCAAGAGGAGAGCCAACCAGCAGGAGACUGAGCAGUUCUAUUUCACGAAAAUGAAGGAAUACCUGGAGGGCAGGAACCUCAUCACCAAACUGCAAGCCAAGCAUGAUCUUCUCCAGAAAACCCUGGGGGAAAGUCAGCGGACAGAUUGCAGUCUGGCCAGGCGUAGCUCGACUGUGAGAAAGCAGGAUUCCAGCCAGGCGAUUCCGCUGGUGGUAGAAAGCUGUAUCCGGUUUAUCAGCAGACAUGGUCUACAGCACGAAGGAAUUUUCCGGGUAUCAGGAUCACAGGUGGAAGUAAAUGAUAUCAAAAAUGCCUUUGAAAGAGGAGAAGACCCCCUGGCAGGGGACCAGAAUGACCAUGACAUGGAUUCUAUUGCUGGCGUCCUGAAGCUGUACUUCCGGGGCCUGGAGCACCCCCUCUUUCCUAAGGAUAUCUUCCACGACCUGAUGGCCUGUGUUACAAUGGACAACCUGCAAGAGAGAGCCCUGCACAUCCGCAAAGCCCUCCUGGUCCUGCCCAAGACCACUCUGAUCAUCAUGAGAUACCUCUUUGCUUUCCUCAAUCAUUUAUCACAGUUCAGUGAAGAGAACAUGAUGGACCCCUACAAUCUUGCCAUCUGCUUCGGGCCCUCGCUGAUGUCAGUGCCUGAGGGCCAUGACCAGGUGUCCUGCCAGGCCCAUGUGAAUGAGCUGAUCAAAACCAUCAUCAUCCAACACGAGAACAUCUUCCCGAACCCCAGGGAGCUGGAGGGCCCGGUCUACAGCAGAGGAGGAAGCACGGAGGAUUACUGUGACAGCCCUCACGGAGAGACCAUCUCCACGGAAGACUCCACCCAGGAUGUGACCACCGAGCACCACAUGAGUGAUGACGAGUGUGAGCCCAUCGAGGCCAUUGCCAAGUUUGACUACGUGGGCCGGACGGUGCGAGAGCUGUCCUUCAAGAAGGGAGCGUCCCUGCUGCUCUACCAGCGGGCUUCGGAUGACUGGUGGGAAGGUCGGCACAACGGCAUUGACGGACUCAUCCCCCAUCAGUACAUCGUGGUCCAAGACACCGAGGACGGUGUCGUGGAGAGGUCCAGUCCCAAGUCGGAAAUUGAGGUCAUUUCUGAGCCACCUGAAGAAAAGGUGACAGCCAGAGCGGGGGCCAGCUGUCCCAGUGGGGGUCAUGUAGCUGAUAUUUAUCUUGCAAACAUCAACAACAGCUUGCAUCUUGAGAACUCAAAGCCCACGACCACCAAGCAAAGGAAGCGACCAGAAUCAGGGAGCAUCCGGAAAACAUUUCGGAGCGACAGCCACGGGCUGAGCGGCUCCCUGUCUGACUCUGCCUCCCCGGGGCCUAGCUGCCGCCCAUCUUCCCAGCCCAUCAUGAGCCAGAGUCUCCCUAAGGAAGGGCCUGAUAAGUGUUCCAUCAGUGGGCAUGGCGGCCUCAACUCCAUCAGCCGCCACUCAUCCCUGAAGAAUCGGCUCGACAGCCCCCAGAUCCGGAAGACAGUGACAGCAGGAAGGUCCAAAAGCUUCAAUAACCAUCGGCCCGUGGACCCUGAGGUCAUCGCACAGGAUAUCGAGGCGACGAUGAACUCUGCCCUGAACGAGCUGCGGGAGCUGGAGCGGCAGAGCAGUGUGAAGCACACCCCUGACGUGGUUCUGGACACUUUGGAGCCCCUCAAAACGUCCCCCGUGGUGGCUCCCACCUCAGAGCCUUCCAGCCCCCUGCACGCCCAGCUUCUCAAGGACCCCGAGCCCUUCCAGCGGAGCGCCAGUACUGCUGGGGACAUCGCCUGCGCCUUCCGGCCAGUGAAGUCCGUCAAGAUGGCUGCUCCAGUGAAGCCACCGGCCACGCGACCCAAGCCCGCCGUCUUCCCCAAGACCAGCGCCACUAGCCCUGGAGUCAGCUCGUCAGCCUCCCCACAGUCUACCGACAAGUCUUGUACUGUCUGAGGGAGAGACGAUUGUCUUGUUCCAGGCACGGGGGCUGACUGUUAUUAAAUUCUUCCUAUUUAAUUAGGUUGGGGCUUCCGUUGAAAGUUAGAUUCUCCGUUGUCCUUGCAGGAAUUAGCCUCCCGUCACCCAGAACCUUGAGAAUGAAACCCUUGUUAUCGCCCUGCCUUGCCCUUCCCACUGUCUUCUGCUUCCCCCCCCCCGUCAUCGUAAUCCCACCCGCUUCAGUGCAUACUCUUCUUAGGUUAGCCAGAGGUAGCUUUGCAUUCUCAAGUCACUGUGAAAUCUGCCAGGGCUCGUCAUCAGGACAUGGGCUCAAGUCUUGAUCCCUCAGAAACAAGUGACUGCCUGACCAGAUAGUCAGCUGCUGACAUCCAGCUCUCAGUGGCACCAUUUUUUGGGUACUAUUAUAGAGAACCAUAGAUAGACCAUUCUUUACUACACACACACACACACACACACACACACACACAUACGGAUUUUUCUCGACUCUGGCAUGUGCAGCCUCUCCUGGUCUAGACCAAUCUUUUUCUAAGUUAUUGUGUCAGUUCACACAGGAGCCAGCAGAGGUCUCUUUCUAUUCUAAACCUUGUUCUGUCUCGGCCAGAGAGCCUAACCUUUGAAAUUGCUCCAAUAUAUGAAAUUUAGCAGAAUGAGACUCGGUUCUGCUGCGUGGGGGUUGGGGGCUCACUCUCUCUCUCUCUCUCUCUUCUUUCUAUUGGUAUGAACUGUUCAUUAGUGUUUGCCUUUGUUCUCCUCCAUCCUCUAGAAGUACAACCCAGUCAAGUUUUUCUGAAUGUAUAGACACUUCUCGGGUUCCUAUCUUUGUAACUGAAGGACCAUUUUCCAUUGAAAACAUUUUCCUGUAUAAGAUCACUUUAUAGCUGAUUCUUUUAAGGUAAAGAGUCUUAAGAGAGUGGUAUUGCGUUUAGGGCAGGUUUGGAAAAGGUAAAAUAUGGGUCCUUUUCCCUCUCACUCUGUGUGCAACUAAGACAUAGCACCAAAAUUGUUUGCAAAUGGAAAUACCGGAAGCUCCUUUUUUCUUCUACAAGGACUCCUGGGGGACCAGCAGGGGCUUAGAGAACACUAGUUAGAUCAGAGUUUUCCAAACUUACCUGGCCUACAUCCCCUUACAGGGGAAAAAGAGAAACAAACAAAGAACAACAACAAAAAAAUGCACUCAGUGACCCCCUGGAAACCAACCAUCUUUAAGUGAACAAAUAGAAAGCCCCUCACAGUUGGAACCAGAAGCGACUACCAGCUCCCUGGGUCAUGCAGCACCCCAGGGAAUCGUAUCACCCGCCCUGGGAAAUACUGAGUCAUAGUAAAGAAAGACACUGCCCUUUAACUGGUUUUCCUUUAUUCAGACAAGGACAACUAAGAAAACUCUGGCCCCACAGGCUCUGCAAUCUCCCGGAGGCUAGAAUUUGGAGAAAAUACAGAUCAUAUGCUUAUAUUUUCCCUUUAUUUUCUUCCCCCUUCAAAGAGCAAACUUACUCCCAUGUAAUCUGAUCUCCAAACUUGGUUGUUCGUGCUCCCUGAGUACCACAGUGGGUGGAGACGGUCCUCCCCCAGGUUCCCCGGUAAUUGAGUUAAUGUUGAAACUUCUUCCUCGUCCCAGUUUCCUGGUUUCUUGGCCUUCUUAUUUUCUGUUGUUCAAAAGAGAUGGUGAGUUGCUCUUCCGAUAGGAAAAAUGUGAAUUUCUUUAGCAUAGAUCCUUUUUUGAACCAACAUUUUGAAGUAGGUAGUUGGUUCAAUGGGGAAAAGUAUGGGAUUUUCCUUUCUCUGUGAAGAAAAGGAGGAAUUUUGUGGAAAAUCACCAAUUAUAAGGAUAACCUACAGCCCCAGGAAAAUCAGUCCCAGAGCGAGAAAAGAGAAAUGAAGAACUCCUUCAGGUCAUGAGUCGCCAUCCUCUGCCUUCCUGGCUCCUGUUUCUCUGUUAACAGCCCGUCCUCUCGUUCACCGGGACUUUACACCCGUCCUCCUCGAAAGGGACUGACACAUCUAGCGGUGUGUCCUUGCUGCAAAUGAAAGCUCAGUUUACUUACAUUCCUUUUGAUCCGGCAGAUCAGAAGUGGUGCCCACCCUGCCCUUUCCCUCUCUCUCCAGCUUCUACCUGAGAGAGGAAAAGCCAAGCUCCCCAGUGACAGAGUGUGGGGCCCGCUCCGUGGUUCCUGCCUACUUUCUCUUUCAGCCCUGUACGCGACUUGUGUUGCUUCCCCCACUCCUUGGUCAGUGUCUGCCCGUUGAUUCACAUCAGGAAUUGGUUGGUGUGAGUGGUAACUCACUUGCUCCCACCUCUGGAAGCCAAGAAGUCUUCCCUCUCUGGUGCUCCUAUGCGAGCCGGUCCUGCUGAGGAGACCAGCAUCCUAGGAAGAGCGUCCUUCUCGGCAGAGCUCUUUGCCGUCAGCCGGAACUGAGGUUGCAUGCCGAUGUUUACACCAAAACACACACAAAAAGGAGCUGGCUGUCCUGGCCUAGGAGAUCGGUCUUCAGAUACGACUGUCAAAAUCUGCAUGAUGCUUCAGAGACCCACUCUUGCCUCUUGAGUGGAUGGAUCCUUUUACUGGUGUAGACUCUGAUGUCUUUAGGGAACUGAGGUGGGUGGGCUACCAACGGGGGAAAGGAUCGGAGUUUGCAACCAGAAGCCUAUAAACUGGAAACACUGGUCUGGCCUUCGCCAGCCCCCUCAGGGUUCCCUGGUUUCUCCCCAAGGAGCUGAAGCGAGAACUCCAGAAACAGGAGGAACAGACUGUUUGGAAGGGCUGGUGUCUGUGUACUUCACCUGCAAAAGAGAAGCUAGAUCUUCCAGGGAAUGCAAAGUUGUGGCGUCUGACUAUGUCACGUUUGUGUAAAAUGGUAUAUUCUUUAAAAUAGUGUUGAUAACUGGAAUAUUCUAUGUAUGCUUGGAGAUGCUUUGUGUGGACCUAUGACUGUCACUCAACAGAUGUUGGAUUGGGGAAAAUCCAAAGCACAACUUCAAAAUAAAAUGCGUUUUUAGGUUUCA
Sorex araneus (European shrew) is the source of this 6937-nucleotide messenger RNA. RefSeq names its product SLIT-ROBO Rho GTPase activating protein 2 (gene SRGAP2). The record is from RefSeq and is a predicted model, not a curated record. Bases 685 to 3930 code for a protein of 1081 amino acids. Gene Ontology annotation, cellular component: cytoplasm. Gene Ontology annotation, molecular function: protein binding. Lineage: Eukaryota; Metazoa; Chordata; Mammalia; Eulipotyphla; Soricidae. Gene Ontology annotation, biological process: negative regulation of cell migration; signal transduction. The transcript has 24 exons.